This is a messenger RNA of Talaromyces marneffei, 780 nucleotides long. RefSeq lists its product as uncharacterized. The transcript is spliced from 3 exons. Lineage: Eukaryota; Fungi; Ascomycota; Eurotiomycetes; Eurotiales; Trichocomaceae. The coding region runs from base 1 to 780 and encodes 259 amino acids. The record is from RefSeq and is a predicted model, not a curated record. Gene Ontology annotation, molecular function: oxidoreductase activity, acting on the CH-OH group of donors, NAD or NADP as acceptor.
AUGUCGAACAUCCUCAUCAUUGGCGCAACCCGCGGCCUCGGCGCCUCUCUCGCAACCCACUACGCCUCCCUCCCAACCACAUCCACCGUCUACGCAACAACCCGCUCCUUCAAAACUCCAGAAUCACCCAAACAUGACAAGAUCCGCUGGCUCCUCAACGUCGACAUUUCAGAGGCUGACGUCGGUUACACUUUAGUCUCCCAAAUCAUCCCAGACAGCCAAACGCUCGACAUGGUAAUCGUGAACGCCGGCUAUUUUGGUUCAGAGUCCUUCGAUGGACCGGAUUGGCAGAAAGAGGUCCGCAUGUACACCACCUCCGCUAUUGGUCCGGUUUUUGCAAUCCAGGCACUCGUGAAACGCAAUUUGGUCAGAUCAGGCGGCAAGUUUAUUCUCAUUUCUUCGGAGGCGGGGAGUAUAACGCUUCGACAUGAGUCUGAGGGUGGCGGGAAUUAUGGACAUCACGCGAGUAAAGCGGCUCUGAAUAUGGUAGGGAAAUUGUUAUCGCUGGAUCUGAAAGACAAAGGCAUAGCGGUUGGGAUGGUGCAUCCGGGGUUUAUGAGAACGGAGAUGACCCGGGGGGUUGGCUUCGAUAAAUACUAUGAAUCUGGAGGUGCCGUGACACCAGAUGAAGCGGCAAAGUCGUUGGUGGAGUUUGUCGACAAGGAUUUUGGGAUCGAGAAGACGGGGACGUUUUGGGCUCCUAGAGGGCCGAGGGACAUUGGAACUGCUGAGCCGGUACUCGGCAAGAACCUACCUACACCUUUGGAGUUACCAUGGUAG